UAACUUUGGUCUCUGCUUUUGUCUACAUGAUGAUAAGGUUGGUGGACCUAGCUGGAAAUGUGAUGGAAAUAGCUAGUAAAAGAAAGAACUUUGCAUUUUCUGUUUUCUUAAAAACUGAAAAAUUACAUAACUUGUGGCAAUUUGUCCAUUUUCAUACUGAGAGAUAUUUCUAUUUUUUGGAUAUAUGGCUUAUGCUGCUGUUACUUCCCUUAUGAGAACCAUACAUCAAUCAAUGGAACUUACUGGAUGUGAUUUGCAACCGUUUUAUGAAAAGCUCAAAUCUUUGAGAGCUAUUCUGGAGAAAUCCUGCAAUAUAAUGGGCGAUCAUGAGGGGUUAACAAUCUUGGAAGUUGAAAUCGCAGAGGUAGCAUACACAACAGAAGAUAUGGUUGACUCGGAAUCAAGAAAUGUUUUUUUAGCACAGAAUUUGGAGGAAAGAAGCAGGGCUAUGUGGGAGAUUUUUUUCGUCUUGGAACAAGCACUAGAAUACAUUGAUUCCACCGUGAAACAGUGGAUGGCAGCAUCGGACAGCAUGAAAGAUCUAAAACCACAAACUAGCUCACUUGUCAGUUUACCUGAACAUAUGCGCCUCAUGAAUUUUGACGAAAGUUGGAAUUUACUACACAAAAAGAUCUUUGAAAAAGAAGGUUCUUAUUCUCCUGAAUUUGAAAAUAUUGGGAAACAAAUUGCAUUAAAAUGUGGAGGGUUACCUCUAGAAAUUACUUUGAUUGCUGGACUUCUCUCCAAAAUCAGUAAAACAUUGGAUGAGUGGCAAAAUGUUGCGGAGAAUGUAAGUUCGGUGGUAAGCAGAGAUCUUGAAGCAAAAUGCAUGAGAGUGUUGGCUUUGAGUUACCAUCACUUGCCUUCUCACCUAAAACCGUGUUUUCUGUAUUUUGCAAUUUUCGCAGAGGAUGAACGGAUUUAUGUAAAUGCACUUGUUGAGUUAUGGGCCGUAGAGGGGUUUUUGAAUGAAGAAGAAGGAAAAAGCAUAGAAGAGGUGGCAGAAACAUGUAUAAACGAACUUGUAGAUAGAAGUCUAAUUUCUAUCCACAAUUUGAGUUUUGAUGGGGAAAUAGAGAGAUGUGGAAUGCAUGAUGUGAUCCGUGAACUCUGUUUGAGGGAAGCUCGAAACAUGAAUUUUGUGAAUGUUAUCAGAGGAAAGAGUGAUCAAAAUUCAUGUGCACAAUCCAUGCAGUGUUCCUUUAAGAGUCGAAGUCGGAUCAGUAUCUAUAAGAAGGAAGAAUUGGCUUGGUGUCGUAACAGUGAGGCUCAUUCUAUUAUCAUGUUGGGUGGAUUGAAAUGCUUCACACUGGAAUUGUCUUUCAAGCUAGUAAGAGUACUAGAUCUUGGUUUGAAUAUAUACCCAAUUUUUCCCAGUGGAGUACUUUCUCUAAUUCAUUUGAGAUACCUAUCUUUGUGUUUUUAUCCUUGCUUAAAGCAGUAUCGAGGAUCGUUAAAAGCUGUUCCCUCAUCAAUAAUAGACAUUCCUCUAUCGAUAUCAAGCCUAUGCUAUCUACAAACUUUUAAGUUUAACUUUCCGUUUCGUGAUUGUGCUUAUCCUUUCAUAUUACCAUCGGAAAUUUUGACAAUGCCACAAUUGAGGAAGCUGUGUAUGGGCUGGAAUUACUUGCAGAGUCAUGAGCCUACAGAGAACAGAUUGGUUUUGAAAAGUUUGCAAUGCCUCAAUCAAUUGAAUCCUUGGUAUUGUACAGGGUCUUUUUUUAGACUAUUUCCCAAUUUAAAGAAGUUGAAAGUAUUUGGCGUCCCAGAGGACUUUCGCAAUCACAAGGACCUGUAUGAUUUUCGCUACUUAUAUCAGCUCGAGAAAUUGGUAUUUGAUACUGUAACAACAGAUGAAGAUGAUGAUGAUGAUGACUUUGAGAAAGAAGUUGCUUCUUGCCGCAAUAAUGACAAGUAGUUAAGGUGUUCUGAGGACUAGCCAUUUUCAUAACUUGUGGCAAUUAAUUUGUCCAUUUUCAUACUGAGAGUGAGAGAUAGUCCUAUUUUUUGGAUAUAUGGCUUAUGCUGCUGUUACUUCCCUUAUGAGAACCAUACACCAAUCAAUGGAACUUAUUCGAUGUGAUUUGCAACCGUUUUAUGAAAUAUGUUUUUUUACUUACAAACAUUGAAUUAAAAUCUUUUGAACUUUUAUAAAUUAAGGUUUUUUUCUUUUAAAGAAAUCGAUACUGUAAUCCUCUAUAUCAACGAGUUUACUCAUGUGAAGGUCAAGUGAUAAAACCAGGGGCCAGAGCCAGUCUAGACCUAGGGGGUUCAGAGCUUUUGUAAUUGGAUCAUUGUGAUUACGGGUUGAAUGUCUAAUUUUCUAGGCGAUAAUGAUAGUAUUUUGUAUCUGAAUAAUAGCUCACUUUUUCUAAGUAAUGGAAAAGAAGGUCAAAAUGUGCCACUAAAAGACUUGACUAAGACAAAAAUGGGUUGUCAAGAACGUAGAGGAGGGUAGGAUGGACAGAUGGUCAGAUCUAGUAUGGAUAAUACAUGGCAGUAGUUGGAGUGGCGGCUCUCCCAAAAUUCUCUCAUCUUAGUUCUUUGGAUUCGGUCUUAUACAUAUGUGAGGAAGGUAAUGAAAAAAAUUGGGGUAGAGGAUUACAGUAUGGGGAAUCGAGAAUUCAAAUAGUCAGUUAGUUAACUGAGCUAUUAAGAUUUCCAAAAAAAAAAAA
Solanum tuberosum (potato) is the source of this 2675-nucleotide messenger RNA. RefSeq names its product putative late blight resistance protein homolog R1A-10. Bases 185 to 1918 code for a protein of 577 amino acids. The record is from RefSeq and is a predicted model, not a curated record. Gene Ontology annotation, molecular function: ADP binding. Lineage: Eukaryota; Viridiplantae; Streptophyta; Magnoliopsida; Solanales; Solanaceae. Gene Ontology annotation, biological process: defense response to other organism. The transcript is spliced from 3 exons.